GGGUAAACAUGUACGCCGAUCCCGCUGCGUUCCACAAAAGAUCGCUCGGAACUUCCUAACUUUGUGACAACUUGUGAUUGUGAAAAAUACAUUCUGACUUGUUUAUAAGUUUUUAAAAACUACUGGUAUUUAUUAUCUUUCUCGUAAAUAAACUGUGUGGGAAGGAUACACGAUAAAACUAGCUUCUACAUAUAAAAUGGACGAUAAAACAAAGUGAUUGAACUCAAAACUCGAGCAAGCAAUGGUGUUGUCAUCAGUGAAAGUGAAAAGGACCUGACAUUAUGUGCAAAAACGUGAAGAGUGUGUCAUGGGAGACGGAGACCCUUAUGGGUACACCUCCCAAGUCCAAAUGGGGCAGCUUCGAGCCCAGAGCGGCACUGUCCCACGUGGGACUCUUCGUGGCUCUCAUGUUGUACACAGGCGGCGGAGGGUUGGUAUUUCGAGCUCUGGAGUAUCCAGCUGAAAUGGCCAAGCAAGAGUUUCAUAGAGAGCGACUUCUGACUGAGAGAUGGAAUUUAAUACGUUUCGUGUCUGAACGGAGCAAUAAUGGCACGGAUAGUGAUGGCGCAGAAAAAUUGCUCAGCGAACAUUUAGCUGUAUAUGAGAGGGUUUUGGAGGAAGCGUCCUCAAGUGGAUUGGCAUUGGAAGUAGAGAAUAAUUUUCCACCGGUUGAAGAGAAAUGGAGCAUAUUGCAAGCCGUGUUCUUUUCUUCGACUGUGCUCACCACUAUAGGAUACGGUAACAUAGUUCCAGAGACAUUUUGGGGGAGAACGUUUUGUAUUGCAUAUGCACUUAUUGGAAUUCCUCUUACCUUGACUGUCAUUGCUGACUUGGGUCGAGUGUUUGCUACACUUGUUUCAAUCAUCGCCAAGCAACUGCCUGCGAUGCCGAAGUGCUGUAGUCGAGUUUCCGAAGCCAAUCCUGCAGGGCAAAGAUCGUUAUAUGCCCUGGGAGCUGUAGGCUUCUUGUUCCUAUAUUUAUCAGCGGGCGCAGGCCUAUUUAAGAUGUGGGAAGAUGACUGGACUUUCUAUGAUGGAUUUUAUUUUUGCUUCAUUACCAUGACCACUAUCGGAUUUGGAGAUAUUGUCCCUAAAAGACCAAAGUACAUGUUGAUAUGUACGGUUUACAUUUUAAUUGGCUUGGCACUGACUUCAACGAUUAUCGAGCUGGUGAGGCGGCAGUAUGCCAGGUCUUGGCAGCAACUUCGGGCGCUUUCCGGCCCGUUGGCAGACACGCUAAGGAGGCUGGGCGACGCCGGCAGAGGGGUGGAUGUCUCUGCACUGCAUAGUGACCUUCGAAAAGUACUUACAGUGGUGACUAUGCCACGACUGAGCAGCGCUGGCGGGAAUGCUCUCUCUGACAAAAGAAGACUGGAAUGGGAGGCUGCAGUGGACGCUGUCAUUAGAGAUAUCACAGCCCCCAUCCCUACACAGAAGCCUCCAAUAGUUCAAAUUGUUAUUUACGAAUCCUCGGUUUAGACUAAAUGAAAAUUAGAAAAUGAAAAGCUGUCUGGAUAUUAUUAGACAUCAAUGACACAAGCUCAAUUGCCGACACAUUACUAAUGUAAUGCUUUCAUUAUUGCCACUGCUGACGCCAUAAUUUCCAUUUAUAAUACGAGGCUUGAUCACGGCCGCUCUCGUUCCGCGUGAUAUUUAGACAUUACGCGCCAAAGUUCAAGGCUAGGUACCCUUGUUCGUCGAAUUAAAGCACCCAAUCGCUAAAAUACCGCCUCGUUAUGAUUAUUGUUAGGGCAAUUUUAAUGAGAAAACUCUCAAGCAUGUGGAUUUGUUUGCGUGCCAACAUUCGGAAAAAGAAGUGACUAUGUGUUUAUACUCAUUGGAAUUUUUGUUUUGACGUUUUUUGUAAAGACGUUAUGAGUGGCUGCUUUAUUGUCUAGACAAGUGUGAUGAACAUAUUUGUUUUAUAGGUUACUCUCUUUAAUGAGCGAAUGGAUUGUAUCAUUAAAUUUACUGAUCCAUGUUAUACAAUUUAUUUUGGAUUCGCAACGUCUGAACGUGUCUGUCUCUCAGAAAUAAAUGAUGCGUCUCGUUGUGCUGUCGUGUGUCGUGACGGAAGUGUAGCUAUCGUUAACGUGAUAGAUUACACCUACAGACAAUAAAAGUCGCAUGAACAAAUGUUACUCGAUGAAUAAACGACACUAUAGUUUCGUGUAAAUUUGAGGUCAUGUAUGUGUUUUUAGAUGUCGUAGGAUUAUGCAUUGACUGGGAAGUGCAUUACUUGGGGGUGUUAUUCUGAAAAAUCAUGGAGCUGCAAAACGAAAAUAUGGUCUAAAGCAGCAAUUCGUAACUAGGUUUCGUUUACAUGAAAUGCUUCUUAUUGUGAAAUCUAUUGCAUUAAAUAAUCUGUAUUUGUUUAUAAGUAUAACAAUAGAUAAUAAGUAAGUAUUAAUUAAUAAGUUAGUUUGUUAUAUUUAUAGAAGAAGAAGAAUAAUUAUUUUCGAGUAGCUUAAUUUUCAAUGUGUACAAUAUUUUUAAAUUUAGAAUUUUAUAGUUUAUUGUUUUUUAUUUUGAGGAAAUCUUAAUGUAAAGCGGAGAAUGAUAAUUCAGGUAGAAUAAUCUUAACACUCUUCCUCAUUAAUUUUGUAUUGUUGUACACAUACAAGUUUUGUACUGUUUCGAUGUUGUAAGGGGAAGUUCUUUUAGAAUAAUACCUGAUAUAUUGUGAACGUAAAACUUAAUGGGAAGGCCGUGAGGCAGCUCUACAGGGUAGGAGUUAAAUUUUGCAUCAGUAUACAAGAAAAAGGUAAUAAGUGAUAGGAAAGAGAUAUGUCACGUAUGUAGGGGAGUACAAUUACUAUAUUUAAUUUAGGCAA
Spodoptera exigua (beet armyworm) is the source of this 2833-nucleotide messenger RNA. NCBI's taxonomy places the organism in Eukaryota, Metazoa, Arthropoda, Insecta, Lepidoptera, Noctuidae. The record is from the annotation of a GenBank genome assembly.